Messenger RNA from Labeo rohita (rohu), 3217 nucleotides. Its product is annotated as meiosis inhibitor protein 1. The transcript is spliced from 27 exons. Lineage: Eukaryota; Metazoa; Chordata; Actinopteri; Cypriniformes; Cyprinidae. Bases 62 to 3217 code for a protein of 1051 amino acids. The record is from RefSeq and is a predicted model, not a curated record. Gene Ontology annotation, biological process: meiosis I.
ACUGAUUUAUCGCCUCCAGAAUAAUUCCAUGAAGCAAUUUUAUGUCGUAUAACGUGAAAAUAUGUCGAGUUUAGAUGUAAUCUGUGAGAAGAUUCACAAUGGUCACGGUCCGCGGUGGGAACGCGGCGGAAUUUGCGUCGCGUGCGUCGUAGAAAUGAUGGACAGGUCGGAUGUGUCGGUGGUGCGGAAGCGCGCAGCGCUCGUGUCCGUGAUGCGCGUUGACGCGGUUCGGGAGCUGCUGUACUGCGAGGAAGAGCGAAGAGUAAACUUCAUCUCAUCACUACUGAGAACAUUGUUCAGUGCUGUGGACUCGUCUCUACUGGAUCAGACCAUUCAAGUUCUGUUGCAGGUGACACUGGACAUCCCGAAUCAAGCGUUUCUGCUCUUCAUCCUGGAUCAGAUCCACUCACGGUGGACUGAUGGGCAGAAAGUGUCUCUGUCCUCCUUGACGUUUCUGGGUAAACUGCUGGACGCUCAUCCUGCUCUGAGUCAAACACUGACGUCCAGCCGCUUGUGUGUGCUGGAGUGUGUGUGCUCAGCUCUGCUGGUGUCAGAUGAGGAAGUGAAGGUCUCCGUGUGUUACGUGUUGUUCAGGAUCUGGAGUUUCUCCGCUGCGGUUCAGAUGCUUCCAGACACACUCCGACAGCGCAUGUGUGUGUUACUGCUGCACACACUCUCAAACACACACACCACAGCGCUCACUGUCAACUGCUUGGGUGUUGUGAAGCAGAUGUGUCAGUACUCUGAUGUCGUGUGUGUGUUGAUGAAUCUGAAUGAUGGAGGUGAAAAUCCUCUGUCGUAUCAACCGCUGCCGCUCAUCCUGAAAAAGCUGUUGUUGAGCGCUCAGGACUCUCUGCAGGUGGUCUCUGUGCGCUGUGUGUGUGCUGUAUUGAUUCACGCUCCUCUUCGCUUCUCUUCGUCCUUCAUUCAGGCUGAUUUACCUGUGAGAUUCCUGUUGGAGGUGAUGAGCGGCGGCUGCAGUGACGUGUUGUUGUGGUCGGUGUUCAGCUGUUUGCUGCUGCUGUCUGAAGAUCCGCUCUUCUUCUCACAGUGUCACGCCGUCUACGGUGUGGAGCCGUUGGUUCGCUGUCUGAAAGAGACUUUGGGAAAAUCCAACACUGAGGUGCAGAAACAAGGACUGAAACUGCUGGCGGCCAUAUUGGACAGGCAGCCUGCAGCGGUGCGUCUCUUUCCGACAGGUUCUGAGUUUUCUGCUGUGUGUGAUGUCAUUGUGGAGGGUGUGUCCUCGUCCUGUCUGCAGGUGUCCAUGUGUGCGGUGCGAGCAGCCACUGUCCUCUUCAGGCCCAACCAUCAGUCCAGUCCGGUUCAGCUCACAGACAUCAAGAGGAUUGUGGAGGUUGUGAUGUCCAAAAUCACAGAGCACCAUCACACACGCAGCAGAGAGAGCUGCUCUGGUUCAGAUUCAGUGACAGCAAGAGUUUUGCUGCAGACGCUCACAUGCUUUGACGCCGCCUGCAGGUUGGUCGAGGCGUGUUUAUGUGACUCGUCUCUGAUGGACGGUGUGUGUUCAGCUCAGGAGACGCUGGAGUCUGUGUGUGUGUUUCUGCUUCACUGUUGCGACGCUGCCUGCAUUCCUGCAGUUACUGUGAGACACACACACACACACACACACACUCACACUGUGUGUGAGCGCGUGAAGUGUCCUCAGGUCCUGCAGCUCUUCCUCUCGGUUCUGUCGCAUCAGUUUUCUCUGUGCCCCGAUCACAUGACCUCUUUUUCCAGUAAGCUUGCCGCGUCUGGAUUCAUCAGACUGACUCUGGAGAGUAAAGCUCAGCUGUGUUCAGGGAACAGGAACUCGUCUCUCAAUCAGAUCUGCUGUGAUUUCCUGCUGAAGCUCUGCAUGUGUCUGAUCUCAAAUGAACACACCUGGACCAAUGAGCUGCAAGAUGUGGAGUGUGUCCUGCAGGAGUCUCUACCAUCUCUGUGCUGCUCCGUGUCUGAUUGGCCGUCUGUGCUCUCUGAUUUCCCACAGUCCCUCAGAAACACUCAGUGCUGCCUCAUCUACCUGCUGCACCUGUCGCUGCUGCACGGGGACAGGUUUCUGAGUGACUCGGCCGUGUUCUCCGCUGUGCUGCGCUUCAUCACAUGUGUUCAGGAUGUUUCUGUGUCCGUGUUGAGUUCAGUGCUCUAUCUGCUGUCCGUCACUCAACACGCCGGCCCACGUCUGGACACGGUGUCUGUGAGCGUCCUCACUAAAGCUGUGUCCUCCUGUCCGCUGCUCUUCUCUCACUCUCUUCCUCUGUCCAUUUUGAGCUUCAUCUUCCUGUAUCCGGAGCUCUUGGAGCAGUUCGGAGCACCAGCUCUAGCGGGACGUCUGUCUUGCGGGUCAGAGGAAACUCGGGAGAAGGAGCUGAUGGAGCUGCUUCACACACACCCUGCAGCACUGCUGUGCAUACUGGCCGUGGCGUGUGACCCCGAAUCUGCAGCGUCACAUUCAGCCAUCGAUGUGUUGCAGUGUUUCCUGCGAUCGGCCGACAGCAGCAGCUGCAUCGGCAAGACUUCUGGUCUCUCUGAUCAGAUCCGUUCGACACUGCUAAACAUCCUGCAGAGACGCACAAACACUGUCGGUCUGUCGGUUCUGCUGGACAUGAUGUCUGUGAUCCACUCGUCUGGUCAGAUGGAUCACACUGACUUCAGACUCAUGUACCAUGUCAGUAAUCUAGUUGGAAAGCUGGACUCCAGUGACUCUGAGCUGCUCCUAUCUGUUUUCAACUUCCUCUACUGCUUCCUGUGUGUGUGUCCUUCACACGCUACUGAUAGAGCGGUGUGUCUGCUGCUGGGAAACAUCAGGCUGAUGGAGCUGCUGGAGGAGGUUUUAUCUGCCUCUUCAUCCUCAUCUUCAUCACUGCAGAGCUCCUGUCUGCUCCUGCUCUCCUCCCUCACGCUCCUGCAGCACAAACACUCCGCUCAGGUUCACAGGAGCGUCAGUGUGGAUCUGCAUCAGAUAAUCAGACGACUGGCCUUCAGCAAGAGACACACGGACACACUGCUCAUCGUGUGCAGUGUGAGUUUGGUACAGGUGUGUUUGGAUGUGGACGCGUCUGCUCUGCUGUGUGUGUGUGAUGCAGCACUGCAGCGACCUCUGACCUCUACAGAUGGAGCUCUUCAUCCCAUUGGACACAGUGGCGCUACGAGCCUCAUGACAGCGCUGAGUGCACUAAUGCUAACACCUUGUGGGCAGUUUGCCAACAUAUAG